AAUUUGCCAAUCUCCGUCCUCAUGACUGCUGCUGCUGCGUUGUCCACUGACACCAGCGACGUCGUGUGCCCAGCUACGCCGUCCAUGUCCUCCCCAGACGUCGACUACUCGAUGGCAACGGACAAUGUCGAAAUCGCCAACACCACCACAACUUCGUCUACCUCCAAGCGAAAGAUUCUGCUGGCCGUCACCGCCGCCGCCGCCUUGGUUGUCGUAGGUGUGGUGGUGGCGCUGGUCUCGUCCUUCCAAGCGCCUACCACGACGAGCAUUUCCGUGGGCGCUGCGGGCGAUGUGUCUGUAUGCUACGACUCGUACAAUUCGUACACGGCAGGCAACAUUGAGUAUCACUUCAAGCGCAUCAAAGAGCGAUUCUCGGGGGUUCGGACGUAUCAAACCCAAGGGCUGCGUAACCACAUCGACGUAGCGGCUGAGACGGGCUUGGUCAUCUACGCCGGCGUGUGGCUCAAGAACGAUCAGUGGUUCAAGGACAUGCAGGCCGCGCUGGACGGCGCCCGACGCCACCCGAACUCGGUCAAGGCGAUUCUUGUGGGCAACGAAGAGCUUCUGGGCGGCGAGUAUAACCAGUGGUUUGUGCUGGAAAAGGUGCGUCAUAUGCGCAAGAUGCUCAACGACGCUGGCUUGUGGUACAUCAAGGUCGGGUCGGUGCAAACUGACGGCGACUGGCUCAACUCGGGCUCGGAACUGGCCAAAGAGUGUGACGUGAUGGGGGUGAACAUCCAUCCGUUUUUUGGCGCGUCCGACAACUCCAAGUUGAACCCCGUCGAGGACUUGAACGUCCGAUGGAUUCAAAUGGUAAACCGAUUCGGGGGCAAGGUGGUCUUGACAGAAACGGGGUGGCCAACGAGCGGCGGCACCGUCAACGGCCACGUGCCUAGCAUGCACAUGGCCAAGAAGUACAUGCUGGACGUGAACGCAUGGGCGAAGCGCGGGAAUGGCGGCGACACGCCGGCGUACUUUAUGUUUCACGACAACAACGGCAAAUGGGUCGACUACGAAAAGUCAUUUGGGCUUGCGUGGGACAACGGGUUUUGGAAAUUCGACUUUAACACGGUGGACCCGGCCAAAGAUUACAAGGGUAUUGUGUUCUUCAACCGGCCCAACGAAAAAGUUCUCGGCGCGCAAUGGAACAACAUGGCCGUGGACACGCACACGCGAUGGGGAUGGUCGUGGAAGGAUGACUUUCCGUCCAUCUGGUCGGUGUGGGAAACCAAAUGGCAGAUCGUCACGUGGGAUGCCGCCAACAAGCGCGACUUGUGUCUGGACGCGUACGAACCCAAGCGCGGCGGCGCCGUACAUUUGUGGCCUUGCGAUGCCAACAAUGGCAACCAAAAGUGGAAGUACGACCGCGGGACCCAGCAAAUUCGCCACCUCACGCACCACGGACUCUGCCUCGACAUGCGCCAAGCCGAGGGCGGACCGUUGCACCUGUGGGACUGCUUGGACCACGAAAAGCUUCAAAAGUUUGAGUGGUGGGUCAUUUAAUUUGGGAUAACGUUAUAAAAUACAGACUGAGGUUAUACAGUACCCA
Molecule: messenger RNA, 1549 nt
Organism: Aphanomyces astaci
Lineage: Eukaryota; Oomycota; Saprolegniomycetes; Saprolegniales; Verrucalvaceae
Exons: 1
Coding region: 22-1503 (493 amino acids)
Source: RefSeq, a predicted model, not a curated record